Messenger RNA from Phanerochaete carnosa HHB-10118-sp, 735 nucleotides. RefSeq lists its product as uncharacterized. The transcript is spliced from 3 exons. Bases 4 to 675 code for a protein of 223 amino acids. Lineage: Eukaryota; Fungi; Basidiomycota; Agaricomycetes; Polyporales; Phanerochaetaceae. The record is from RefSeq and is a predicted model, not a curated record.
CAUAUGAUCGUCCCGGAAGAAGAUAUUACACUCACCCUCACCCCGGACAAUGUGUCGAAUACGGCGCUGGUAUCGGAAACAGGGAGACGCCUCUACACUGUUAGCACCGAGCAUGGCAAGGCAACGACGACUAGCGUCAGGAAUACCAGAGACGAGGUUAUAGCAUCCUUGGAAUGGCGCAAUGUGUUCCCUGAUAAGGUGACUAUUGGGAGCAAGGAGCCUAUUUUGAUGACGGAGUGGAUGAAGAGGAGUAUCAUACCGUUUAAAGACGACCUCACUUUUACCGAUGGUGAAGGAAGAAAGUACAAGUGGAAAGGAAACUCGGCAGGUCGGUCCUUCGAGUUGUGCUGCGCGGACGACAACUAUUUGUCCAUCAUCGCACGCUUUCAGCGUAGUAGACGCGUAACUUCUCCUUCAUCGUUAACGGCAGAGCCAAAUGCUUCUACACCGUCCCUCGCACCGACCCCCGUCAAUCCGACGUGGACGCCGGCGGUGCUGGUGCUCACACCUCGGGCGCAGCAGAUUCAGGAUACAGUUGUUGUAUCGUUUCUAUUCCUGGAGAAGACUCGCAGGAUCAACGAAACUGAACAUCAGACUCGCGCUGACGUCCUAGGGACUGCUGUAUUGAAGCCCGUGGGAAAGAGUGCCAUGGUGGUGGUGAAUGGUGGAGUCUGAAGGAUCGUGGGCGUACCUAGGGAAUAUGUCAUCAAAUAAUAAAACACAGCUAACUUCUUG